Messenger RNA from Chroicocephalus ridibundus (black-headed gull), 1635 nucleotides. RefSeq lists its product as uncharacterized. The record is from RefSeq and is a predicted model, not a curated record. The transcript has 2 exons. The coding region runs from base 22 to 1251 and encodes 409 amino acids. NCBI's taxonomy places the organism in Eukaryota, Metazoa, Chordata, Aves, Charadriiformes, Laridae.
CGGGCGGGCGGGCGGCGGGCCAUGCCCGGGGCCGGGGCCGCGGCUGCGGCCGGUGCCGGGGCCUGGGACGGGCCGCAGCGGCGCGCCUGGCUCCGGCACUACUACAGCCAGCGGCAGAAACGGCUCAUGACGCUCCUGAUCGCUCGCCGGAGGAGAACCAGCUGCUACUUCUACCCCCGCGCCUGGCCCAGCGUCAGGGGCCCGGACUGGUGGGAGCGGGUGGUCCUGAAGGAGUUUGGGCCCCAGGACUGGCUGGAGAAGUUUCGGAUGUCCAAGGAGACCUUUUUCUAUGUCUGCAACCAGCUGCGGCCAGGGCUGGCUCCGCACAGCGCCCACUUCCACCCCACCCUGCCCCUGGAGAAGAGGGUGGCCGUGGCCCUUUGGCACUUGGCCACCAACGUGGAGUACCAGACUCUCAGCCCGCUCUUCGGCGUGGGGCCCUCCACAGUGCAAACGUGUGUCCGGGAGGUGAGCUACGCCGUCGUCUUGCUGCUGAAGCCCCUCUACCUCCGCCUGCCCAACGAGAAGGAGCUGGAGAACAUGGUGCGCAUCUUCCGCACCCGCUGGGGCUUCCCGCACUGCAUCGGGGCCCUGGACAGCCUUCACAUCCCCAUCCACCCGCCCCUGCGCCUCAGCGCCGACUACUGCAACGGCCAGGGCUGGCACUCCAUCCUGACCCAGGCCACCGUGGACGGGCUGGGCCAGUUCUGGGAUGUCUCCACCGCCUUCCCAGGCAGCAUGGAGAACAGCGCGGUCCUGGAGAGCUCCAGCCUGUGGGUGCUGGCCAAGGAGGGCCGGCUGUGCCCCAACCCUCCCAAGCACUUCAUGGGGAAGGCGCAGAAGUACGUGCUGCUGGGCGACGCCACCUACCCCUUGCAAGACUGGAUCCUCAAGCCCUACCAGGAGGACAAGAACCUCACCCAGCGGCAGCUGCGGUUCAACUACCGCCUGAAGCGGGCGCACAGCGUGAUUGAGAACGCCUUCCUGCGCCUGAAGGCGCGCUGGCAGAUCCUCCUGAAGUGCGACGACUGCAGCCUGGAGCUGCUGCCCACCCUCGUCCUCGCCUGCUGCAUCCUGCACAACAUCUGUGAAGCCCACGACAACCCCUUCAACGAGGAGUGGCUGGAGGGCACCGAGCCGACCGAGCUGCCCAAGCCCUGCCAGCCCGCACCCGCCGCCAUGGAGGACGGCCGGGCCGAGCAAGUGCGCGAGCUGAUGUGCCAGUACUUCGAGAGCUGCGGGGAGGGCUGACGGGGCCAGCGGGGUGCAGCAGCCCUGCGCAUCCUCGCUCACAGACUUCCCACGGACUCCAGCAAACAUUGGCCCAGCAGUUCUUGGCUGUGCGGAAAAGGACUGGACCCUCUCGCCUCUGCCGACAGCUGCCAGCUGCACCGGCUGGGAGGGGAGGGAGGGGUGGCUGCGUCGCGCUCAUGCUGGUUUUGCCGAGGUGGUUUUGGGCAGUGGAAUGCAUUUUGUGCCCUUGCUCUCUUCCAGGAUUUGAGCUGUCUGGUGGUGUGUUGUAUGCUGCGCAAGUAAAGUGGGGAUAGGGGCUGGGUGAGGGAGAGGGCUGCCUGGGGCUCCCUUUCCUGGGAGCACGGCUCUGGCCCGAGGCCCCUCCGUCAGGAGGCUUGAAAU